Molecule: messenger RNA, 977 nt
Organism: Galendromus occidentalis (western predatory mite)
Lineage: Eukaryota; Metazoa; Arthropoda; Arachnida; Mesostigmata; Phytoseiidae
Product: transmembrane protein 35A
Exons: 5
Coding region: 381-977 (198 amino acids)
Biological process (GO): positive regulation of protein localization to cell surface; chaperone-mediated protein complex assembly
Cellular component (GO): endoplasmic reticulum
Source: RefSeq, a predicted model, not a curated record
GAGAAUACGUGUGCGGAAGAAAUAUAUCCUUAGACCAUCCAUCACUUUCCCGGUCUCGAUGAGCCCAGGACGUACAGCAGCGGCCUCUGGUGUUCCUCGCGCAAAGGCUCAUCCUCGCGCUCCCCGAGACUCAACUCAGGAGUAAAUAGGAGGAGAAAACAAGCGUUGUGAGCACACACCGGUUCUACCCCGGCUACGUAUCCCAAAACUUCCUCUUCUGGGGUGCUCAGAGUUGAAUACCCGAUCUACACUCGCUAAGAAGCCUUCAUCUGUAUGGUUCAGAGAUCGAUGCUCUGCAUUGUAUAAGACCUAGUAUAGGGGAGCAUCGAGAAUCAUCUUUACUUUGCGUGUCCUGCCGCCUCCCGAACCCCCAGUCUGCCAUGGCUAAGUCGGUCGUUCUCAUCUGGCUAUCUUUUUUCCUGGGCUUGUUCUUCAUCUUCAUCGGAUCAAUGAAGAUCACACCCAACAUAAAUAGAGAUAUGCAUCGCGAAAUCCGGAGGAAUUUCCUGAGCUAUUCCAAAGUAUUCCCAACGAACGUCCUCCUCAAUAUGAAAGUGUCCCCCAAGAUAUUUCGUCUUGUGAUCGGCUGGACCGAAGUCUGCUGUGGUACGACAUUGCUCCUGAUCCCCGGGUGCAUCAAACAGUUCGCAAACCUCUGUUUGCUUAUCGUGUGUACAGGUGCCAUUUACACGCAUCUGAUGUUGUGGGAUCCCUUCGAGCGGAUGGCUCCAUCGCUCUUCUUCACCUUGUUGCUUCUGUGUCGCCUGGUGGUAUACUAUCAGGUCAAAAAGAGAGAAAAUAUAAUGGAGGAACGCAGAUUACUCAAAGCUGCUCGUGAGGCUGAACCUCAGGAGGUACAACUCAGCGCGGCGAAGAAGACCGUUGCCGAAAAUCGUGAGGGAUCCAGUCAAAACGAGCAUCCUGCGGGGAAAAAGGAGUCGAGGAAGAAUAGACGCAAGAUCAAGAAGGAGGAAUGA